Molecule: messenger RNA, 1527 nt
Organism: Cyclopterus lumpus (lumpfish)
Lineage: Eukaryota; Metazoa; Chordata; Actinopteri; Perciformes; Cyclopteridae
Gene: chrnb2
Product: cholinergic receptor, nicotinic, beta 2
Exons: 9
Biological process (GO): monoatomic ion transmembrane transport; nervous system process; signal transduction
Cellular component (GO): neuron projection; postsynaptic membrane; synapse
Molecular function (GO): transmembrane signaling receptor activity; acetylcholine-gated monoatomic cation-selective channel activity
Source: RefSeq, a predicted model, not a curated record
AUGGGUACCACUUUGGCAACACAUUAAAUAGAAUACAUCACAUUGUUAUGGAGCUGCAUAAGCAGCGGCCUCGGGGCAGACACAGAGGAGCGGUUGGUGGAGCAUCUCUUAAACCCGGCCCACUACAACAAACUGAUCCGUCCCGCGACUAACGGCUCCGAGCUGGUUACCGUGCAGCUGAUGGUGUCGUUGGCUCAGCUCAUCAGCGUGCAUGAAAGAGAGCAGGUGAUGACCACCAACGUCUGGCUCACGCAGGAGUGGCAGGACUAUCGUCUGACUUGGGUCCCUGAGGAGUUUGAUGGGAUGAUGAAGGUCAGGCUGCCCUCAAAACACAUCUGGCUGCCUGACGUGGUGCUCUACAACAACGCCGAUGGGGUGUACGAGGUGUCAUUCUACUCUAACGCGGUGGUUUCCUACGAUGGCAGUAUCUUCUGGUUGCCCCCGGCCAUCUACAAGUCCGCCUGUAAGAUCGAGGUCAAGCACUUCCCCUUUGACCAGCAGAACUGCACGCUGCGCUUCCGCUCCUGGACUUAUGACCGCACAGAGAUCGAUCUGGUUCUCCGUGCUGACGUGGCCAGCAUGGACGACUUCACGCCCAGCGGCGAGUGGGACAUCAUCGCCCUGCCGGGCAGACGAAACGAGAACCCGGCUGACCCCACCUACGUGGACAUCACGUACGACUUCAUCAUUCGCAGGAAGCCACUUUUUUACACCAUCAACCUCAUCAUCCCGUGUGUGCUCAUCACCUCGCUGGCAAUCCUGGUCUUCUACCUGCCCUCCGACUGUGGAGAGAAGAUGACGCUCUGCAUCUCCGUGCUGCUGGCCCUCACGGUGUUCCUGCUGCUGAUCUCAAAGAUCGUCCCCCCCACGUCACUAGACGUCCCACUCGUGGGGAAGUACCUGAUGUUCACCAUGGUCCUGGUCACUUUCUCCAUUGUCACCAGUGUGUGUGUGCUCAACGUACACCACCGCUCGCCGACCACGCACACCAUGCCCCCUUGGGUUAAACUGGUGUUCCUCAACAAGCUUCCUGCCUUGCUCUGCAUGCGCCAGCCCAGGAACAGCUGCGAGCGCCAGCGGCUGCGCCAGAGAAGGAGGGCCCAGGAGCAGAAGGAAGGCGGGCGGGUGUUCAGCAAGGAGGACAAUGACCCUUGUACCUGCUAUGUGAACCGGGCGUCUGUGAAACAGUUCGGAGGGGAUCUGCAAGCAGCAGGGGGUCCUGCUUUGACUCAGGCUCUGCUGGCUCAAGCCUGUCCGGGUUUUGAUGAGGCCGUGGAAGGAGUUCGCUUCAUCGCCAAUCACAUGAAGAGUGAGGAUGAUGAUCAGAGUGUGAGCGAGGACUGGAAGUACGUUGCCAUGGUGAUCGACCGCCUCUUCCUGUGGAUCUUUGUGUUUGUGUGUGUGUCCGGCACACUGGGCAUGUUCAUGCAGCCGCUGUUCCAGAAUUACACAGUCAAGACCAUCACCAGCUCGCCAGGCUGACCAUUCCCAGGCCGAGAACACGCUGACCUGACAGCUCCCCAGACC